This is a messenger RNA of Menidia menidia (Atlantic silverside), 977 nucleotides long. Lineage: Eukaryota; Metazoa; Chordata; Actinopteri; Atheriniformes; Atherinopsidae. The record is from the annotation of a GenBank genome assembly.
UACCUUUCAAAAGGACGAAGAAGACCAAUCGCGGUCUGUGUUUCAUAUCACAGCCAUAUUCGUUUGGAAUUAUGAAUCGAUAAACAGUGAACGACAAAUGUUUCAGUGUGAAACAAAUGUCGGAUAAGAAAAGUCAAAGAGAAAUUAGAUGUGACUUUGCGCGUCUGUUUCUGCUCAGAGAGCACGCGGGCUCUUCGUGCUAGCUCUUAGCUCGCGCGUUUAAUGGUGGAACAUUUCCAGCUGAAAAACAGUUCUCUGUAAAAAGUCGUUUGAACGGAUACCGUGAAGUUUUUUGGGGGGGCUUCCUGGGCAUCAUGGCUACUCAGAGAGUGCUUCCACAGAGCAAAGAGACUCUGCUACAGAGUUACAACAAGAGGCUCAAAGACGACAUCAAGUCCGUCAUGGACAACUUCACCGAAAUCAUCAAGUUAGCAAAGACGUGUAUUUUCCGUGUAAACGCCAGAUUGAAUCUGCUCUAUCUGUCCGUGGUCCAGAUAGAGGAGGAGACUCAGGUGUCCAGAGCGACCCAGGCCGAGCAGGACCACUACGAGAUGCACGUCAGGGCAGCUAAUAUCGUUCGAGCUGGCGAGUCCCUCAUGAAGCUGGUGUCGGAUCUGAAGCAGUUCCUGAUUCUGAACGACUUCCCCUCGGUCAACGACGCCAUCAGCCUCCAGAACCAGCAGCUCCGGGCGCUGCAGGAGGAGUGCGACAAGAAGCUCACGUCGCUCCGGGACGAGAUCGCCGUCGACUUGUAUGAGCUAGAGGAAGAAUAUUACUCCUCCAGCUACAGUCAGUGGGACAGCACUGACCUGCCUCUGUGCGAGGCCUUCCGCCGGCGAGACAGCUGGGCCUCCCCAAACUCCAGCUCCAGUUCCACCCAAGACGACAGAGAGGACCCCGACGGACCCCCCCCACAGGAGGCAGGGGCCCAGCAUCACCUCAACGGACACGCAGCGCCCGCUGGGGAAAAGGCAUGA